Messenger RNA from Ylistrum balloti, 748 nucleotides. Its product is annotated as metallothionein 20-I isoforms A and B-like. The coding region runs from base 61 to 282 and encodes 73 amino acids. The record is from RefSeq and is a predicted model, not a curated record. NCBI's taxonomy places the organism in Eukaryota, Metazoa, Mollusca, Bivalvia, Pectinida, Pectinidae. Gene Ontology annotation, molecular function: metal ion binding. The transcript is spliced from 3 exons.
AAACUUCGUCACCAUUUCACGUCAGUUUUUCGGAGGGGACUUUUAUCUCGUGUUUACAAAAUGUCUGAAGGUGCCGCCAUCUGUCAAAUUGAAGAAUGUAGGAACAUGACUUGUUGCGAUAAUGGAGCAUGCAGUUGUGAUGGUACAUGCCAGUGCCCGAAAUGUGGAAUUCAAUGCUCCUGCGUCGGUUCAUGCAAAUGUGGAGUAGGAUGCAACGGGCCAUCAUCAUGUAAAUGUGAGGUUGGCCCGUGCUCAUGUAGACCGGCCAAAUCUAACGAAUAGUCGGAGAGCCGUCACCAAUGGACGUUUUUGUGGUUAUCUUAUUCCAGCGUUUGGGACUGAGUUCAUUUCUUCAUGUUAUUGAUAUUACAUUGAUCAGAAUAUAAUACAAAUAUCCACCUUUAAACCUCCAAAGCAAGACCUUGAUGUCGCGGACACACUCAUCGAAAUAUAAUGUCUUUAUUUGAUUCUUCAAAAUCAAGAACUGGUUGUCCCGGAUACAACGACUCAAAUAUCAUAUCAAGUCAAUCUUUGAAUGUCCAACGCAAGAGCUUAAUCUCUCUGAUAACUGAAAUUAACUAAAUAAGAAACACUGGAACAAUCCCUGACAAAAUUGGUUAUUUUGACGUUUUGUAUAGUUGUAAAUAUGUUAUAAACAUAGUUGUUGUAAAUAUGUUAUAAACAUAGUUGUUGAAAAUAUGUUAUAAACAUUGUUGUUGUUAAUAUGUAAUAAACGUUUCUUAAUUGA